Messenger RNA from Phytophthora sojae, 1275 nucleotides. RefSeq lists its product as hypothetical. NCBI's taxonomy places the organism in Eukaryota, Oomycota, Peronosporomycetes, Peronosporales, Peronosporaceae. The transcript has a single exon. The record is from RefSeq and is a predicted model, not a curated record. Gene Ontology annotation, biological process: peptidyl-lysine monomethylation. Bases 1 to 1275 code for a protein of 424 amino acids. Gene Ontology annotation, molecular function: protein-lysine N-methyltransferase activity.
AUGACGUCCGCCGCCGCCGCCGCCGCCGCCGAGCAGCGCUUCCUGCAGUGGCUGCGCGACAACGGCGCGACGUUCCCGAAGCUGCAGUGGCCGGUCACGUCGCCCAACGGCCUGCGCGGCACCGUGGCCGCCGCCGCCGUCGCCUCGGGUGAGCCCAUGCUCUGCAUCCCGCGGCGGCUGCUCAUCUCGGAGGACUUGUGCUGGCGGGACCCGCAGCUCGGGCGCGUGUUCCAGGACAACCGCGACGUAUUCACGCGCGACGACCCCGUGCUGGCGCUUUUCCUCGUGCGCGAGCUGCUGCUCGCAGACCGCUCCUUCUUCCACCCGUACCUCGCCGUCCUGCCGUACCCCGAGAGCGUGCAGGAUUGGACCCAGGCCGAGCUCGGGGAGCUGCACGACGAGCGACUCGUGGACGCGGCGGCGAGACGCACGUCAGAGAUCGACGUGUACUACCGCCGUGUGAUGGUCCGACUGCAGACCAAGUACCCGGGCGAGUUUCCCGAGGCGCUCUACACCUUCGACAGGUUCAAGUUCGCGUGGAAGACAAUCCAGGCGCGCACGUUCGGGCGGAGGCUGCCCUGGACGGCGCUUGUGCCCUUCGCCGACUGCCUCAACCACACCAACGUCGCCACCAAGUACGACUUCGACGUGAACGACAACGGCCUCUUUCGCCUCUAUCCGUCGGGCGCCACAAGCUUCGCCCAAGGCGCCGAGGUCUUCAACUCGUACGGACGCCGCUCCAACUUCCAGCUGCUGCUUGACUACGGGUUCGCGCUCCCCGACAACGAAUGGGACUAUGUGGAUGUGGAGAUCGGGAAGGACCGGGCGGGGCCUCGGGGGAGGAAGCUGCGGUUCAUGAAGAGAGUGGUCCGAAUCGACCGUCAGAGCUCAUUGGACGAGCUGUUCCCUCCCAGCUUCCUCGCUGGCCUCGCGGACCCGGUACCAGAUGAAGAGCAAAGCGAAGCUGCCGCUGAGCUGUCCGAGCGAACUGCGUUGUGCGAUGCAUUGGAGUGGCUGCGCAGUAUUUUGAUAGAAACGAUAGCCGACUGGGGGACUGCAGAAAACGACGAGCGGAUACUGCAACACGCUGCAUCUUCAGACCGUCUGCGUGCUGCUGUUGUCUUCAGAACCGGCAGGAGACAAAUCGUGCAAAAGGUUAUAACGCAGAUUGAUGACAAGCUAGUGUCCGCGAGAAGACAACUAGACGGCAUCACUGAGCUCAUCGACGGAGUUACAGACAAGCUGGAAGCUCUUGCGGUCAGAAGCAGUGAUUGA